CUUUCCUAGACGGUGUCGAUGUAAAUAAACGCACGGACAUUCCCCUUCCUGAAAAUAGAAAAAGUUAAUUUUAAAGCGUUAUACUCAAAUGAAUGAUUCUUUAGAUGCGAGUUGUACUUGGAACUAUUUUCUGGAUGAACAUCCUGCAUCUAAUUUCUUCUAAACAAGAAGAAUCGCCAUCAAUACAGAAGUUUAAAGCAUCAUGUACGGAGACAGCAACAUGUCCCGUGUCAUACCCGCGGGAAGAACUGCGGGAAAAGCUGACCCCAAUGCAGUACAAAGUCACACAGGAGAAGGGCACUGAGAGGGCUUUCUCGGGUGAAUACAACAGCCACAAUGAUGAGGGUUCGUACCGAUGUGUAGUUUGUGGGAAUCGUAUCUUCUCAUCCGAUGACAAAUACAACUCCCGUUCCGGCUGGCCUUCCUUUAAGGAUGUGAUCUCGAAGGAAGCAGUCACCCUCGGGGAUGAUACGUCUCAUGGUGCUAAGAGGGUGGAAGUAAAAUGUGCAGACUGCCGAUCCCAUCUUGGACAUGUGUUUGAUGAUGGGCCUAAACCAACCGGAGUCAGAUUCUGUGUAAACUCUGCUGCCUUGAAGUUCAAGAAAGAAACAACGGUGUGACCAAGUUUUACAUGAAAUUUCUCUUUUGAUACUUGUGGUAAGGUAUAUGUAUCAGCAGCCAAUUGUAGAAAACUGGAUAUUAUGGUUAAUUUGCAAAACAAUGCAAUUUGAUUGGUCGACAGUAAUUUUUGCAAAAAGAUUGACCAAUCAAUAAACAAUUCAUCUAACUUGAAACAAAUCAAGGAAUUUACCAGUUUUAUACAAUUGAUUGCUGAUUUAUAUAUAAGCUUGUCAGUUUAUCGAGCCAUUAGUGUUGAUAUUAUAUUCUGCUACCUGAUGACCUCAUAUAAUUUUGGUAUCAUUUGAUUGGGUACUGCUUACAGAAUACUACCGUUUUAUCAAAAACAAAUGAGCAUAAUUGCAUUACAAUUUUUUAUUUGCAGUUUGUUCUUUUUUUAACUGCAAUCUAACAUGGCAGAGAUAUUUUGCAUUUUUUCAAGGCUAAAAUGGCCGGAGGGGUUUCAAUAUUUUUUUACAUAUCUACUGUUUUCAUGUCAAAACCUUUGAAAUGAUACCAAAAUAAGAUGGGGUCACAUCCAAAAUUCACAUCAUAGUACAAGGAAAACCUUAAGGGAAUUAUGAUAGAAAAGUUUAUUGAUUUUAUUGUAAGCAGUACUUUAUUUUUUAUCUAUUAAAAUUCAUUAUUUGCAAAAUAAAACUAUUUGCAUAAUUCAAGUAGUAAAGGUAAAAGCAUAAUAAAAGUGAUUUUUUUGUGUUUUAAGAAAAAAAAUGUAUGAAAGUAAAAAUGCUUUCAAGAAGUUUUUAAUUUUAAUAAUUAUUAUUAUGCAAUGUACAGUACAUUGUACUUUGUUUUUGAAUAUUUAUAAUAUUAGUGCCUAAUAUAUUUUACAUGUAUUUUAUCUAGCUUUGGCCAUUCUUAGAGCAGUUUCAGCAUUAUUGUUAUCAUAAUUAGAAAUUUAUCAACAUUUGUAUGUCAAACUAUUUUGACACAUAUUUUAAGUGCUUCACCUGUAUCGAAAAUAAUAAUAACAAAAUACCAUCGUUUUUACUUACAUAAGUAAAUUCAGUUAUAUCAAUUCUUAAAAUAUAAGUUCAUAACUACUUAAGUAAACAUGUUAAGCAUUAAAAUAGUAUUAUUAUGACUGAGAGUUUAUUACAAUUUCCAGUAUAUUUCAUUAUAUACUUGAUUCAUCAAUUAUAAUGUUCGGCCUAGAAUAUGUCUAUUAUUUUAGUUAGCUUUCAGAGUGACAGAGCGAAGAAUAUGUGUUAACUUGAGUUAUGUUACAUAAACACUGCUGACCUACAUGUAUUAGAUAAAGAAAUCCAGUCUAAUAUGUCUGUCUGAAAUUUGUAAUGCAUGUUCGAUUGUUAGGCUUGAGGACUUUCUAUUUAUCAUCAUCGGUCAAUUAUAUACGGUAAAACUUGAUAACUCUUUGGUUUGGUCAAUGUUAGCAAAACUGUUCAUUGAUUGGUCAAUAUAUAUCCAAUAAUUACUAUCGAUCAAUGAAAUAAUGUCCAAAUUAGCUAAGUUAAGUUUAAACUGAAUUAUUUUACAACGAUUGAGAAACAUAACAUCUUGGCCAACAUCGUGUCAACGAUCGUGACUUAAUAUAAGAUAUCAUAACUUUCUUCACAAUUGUUGUAAAAUAUAUACUGUUUAAACUAAACAUUUAUGAAUUAUGUGUAUUUGGUAGAAUUGUAAACAUAUUAGGUGUUCAGGUUUCUCAUGAUAUUUUGUCUUUUUAGAUCUGAAUUGUACAUUAUUAUACUGAAAUGAUGCUGAACCAUCCUGAUAUUGAUGCUGCUAUGGCUGUUUGUUGCAGAUAGAAUGUAGUCAAAUCUUAGAUUUUAUAGACUACUUAAUCGUAGCAGACAAAAACCGAAGCAAACCGAUUGUGUCUUACCUCUGAAGUUUCUUUUUGGAGAUUUUAUGUUUGAUUAAGGCCACUACUUACAAACAAUAACAAUGAAAGAAUAUUCACUAUCUAAGGUGUUCAUUUUGCAUUAGGUGUUUGCCUUUUGCCCAAGACAUUGUUGGUCCGGCAAAUUUUCUUGGCCUUUAAAAUAGGACACAAAGGCCAAACGACACUAAUACUCCACUGGUUUCUACACCAAAACAGGCUUAAGAGUGUUUCAUAUCAGCUUAUAAGCCAUCUGGUCAAUAAAGCUAAGUAAAUAAAUUUAAAAAGCCCAUUAUCUGCUGCUUUGAUGUAAUCAAAUAUCAAUUUUGUCAGAAAAUGUUGAAAAACAUAUCAAGGUGGUAAGAUUAGACAUAAAAUUAAUUUUAUUAUUGCUGAUAAAAAAGAAUAUGCAAAUUUAAAGGUAUUCCGCCAGCAGCAGGAUUUGAACCUUGAUCAAAACCAAAGUCUGCAGCGGAAGAUAUUUUCCAUGACAGUUCUAACACUAUUGUAGAAUGAUAUUCUCAAGGGCUUACAUGAUGUAAUUUAUAAACCAAUUGAUGGUGAAAUUUGAAAAAAAUGAAAUGACUAGUGGUCAAAUUUGAAUGUUAAUUGUUAACAUUAACGAAAAAAGUUAUCAAUUUUCUUGACAGUUUUUACCAUCAGGUAUGUGGGUUAUGAAAAGUUUUCAAUAGGCCUAUUUAAAACUGUUAUUUAUUUCUUUAUUUGUAAAUAUAAACAAAUAUACUAGCCAGAACAGAGAGAAGGCCUUAAUUAAUUUUACUGACAGACAGUUCACAAUCUAAAGAUCUCAGGAAAUUAGACCAACUUACAACUAUUGCUGUAAAGGUAAUUGUGUAUCCCCUUUUAUCCUUUGUAAGUUAACCCAGAAUGUGUUCUGUAAGGUUGAAGUAAUAAUAGCUUUAGCCCACAAAGUGCCACCAUAACUUUUGUAAUUGUUAACCCCCAGAUAGUAACCCACAGGAGAUGCGUCCAUCACAUCAGCCACGUCUGUCACAUCCCCAAAAUAUCUUGUGUCAUAAAUAGCUCUAAAACUAUUGCACCUACACUCAUGAAACUUCAUAUGAAUGUUAGCCAGAAUGAGAAAGUGUGCAUCUGCUAUUAGUGUAGCAUUUCAGUCAGUCUAACAAGAGUUAUGACCCUUGAACAAAUUAAAAUUAUCUCCUGUGUCCAGGUGGCGUCUGGUUUUCAUACCUUCUGCAAAAGUGCUAGUUAUAACAAGUCUUAAAUUUGUAAAGUCCUUCAUGAAUUAUUAAUAUCUUGCAUUACCUGGUAUGUAGCCAUGUAAUAAAGAGUUUAAAAUGAUAGAAUUGGUUUUCCAACCGUGCAUAGCAAGUACUUGAUAUACUGAAGGUGUAAAGUGAGCUUAUUAGAAGUUAUUUUUUUAGAAGAAAUUAAAGUUGUGCUUUUAUAUAACUCGUACCAUAUCUGUUUUGAAAUUAUGAUAAGCAUGAUAGUUUAGAAUACCAUGACAGGUUUUUUUAAUAGAUGUAAAUAUCAGGAUAUGUUUUCGUCUUUUCUUUUUUAUAAUAUUUUGCAUUGUAAGAUGCAUUUCUUUUAUAAGGAACUGACAUUAAUAUUCAGUGAUUUUGUAUGAUGGAAAAGGGCUGCGAAAUGUAUUUAAAUGUAAUUACUUGCCUUAAUAUUCCUUUAAACUUUAUACUUAGUAAUUACAUAACCAAUAUUUUAUUGUAAGAAACAUGGAUAUAUUUGAAUCAGUUGUACAGUUUAUCAAUAUCCUUCACUGUUUGUUAUCCCACAUGUGCAAUAAUUGUCUUUACUGUUAUCAUUUUACAAGUUUCUCUGUUUAUCAAAGUAAACAUUUUAACGUCUAUUGUCAUAGCUUUGUCGUCAUUGUUGUCAUUAUUGAUGAGCUGACUUCUAACAUUGGCCAUUACUUAACAAACGACCAAGACAUUUUAAUGAAACUUGGUAUGCAUGUAGCUAGAGGCAGUAUGGACAUGUACAGUAAGGUCCAUACCCCUACGUUUUUUAAUUCAACAAACAACCAAGAAUUUAAAUGAAACUUGGUACAUAUGUUGCCAGAGGAAAUAUGCACAUGUGCAGCAAUGCCCAUAAUUUUACCUAUUAUCACGGUUGAGUAAUGACGCUUUCUUAUAAGGUGCAUAUUGACAGACAAGUGUUGGUUUUCGCUCUGCGACGAUCUUGUUUUCUUUUUGAUUUUUAAUUGUUGUUUGGAUGCUCAACUAUUGUACAUGAUACUUUUUCAGUUACCAAAUUUUACAAAGUUUACUAAUAAUGUUUAUGUUAUAUCAAAAUAUAUUGAUAAAGAAAGGUAAGCCAUAUCACGAUGAAUUUGCAUUUUACUUGCGUGCCUCAUAGAUUAAAACUAGAUUUAGGAAAUAAUAUAUGUUUGGAAUACCCAACUUGAGCAAAAAAGUGAAUGUGUUAUUCCUGUAUUGUCUUGUAGUUUUUACAUGACAGGUUUAAAAUUUAUGCUCUUACUUUGUACUUUUUACAGAUGACUUUUUAAAAAAAAAAAAUAUGUCAUCUUUCUUGUGUGCCAUAUAGUAUGCAAGUUUAUUGAUUUCAAGAUGAUUUGAAUGGUUUUAAUAUGUUGUUUUUGAUUGAGCAAAUUAUGAACUAAAUUCUGAAUAUUUUGAGAGAGCAAAACAUGAACAAAAAUCAAACAUUUCACGGUAUUUUUUUGGCCCAUAAACAUAUCCUGUUUAUACUUUGUAAUUCACAAAUGCUGGAGAUGAGAUCAUUUGAACGGUCUUAUUCUAGAUAGCUUUGGAUAUCUUUCAAGCACAUGGUUUUCAAGAGUAAUAAGUGAUGAGGUUGCAAAACACUACUUGUACGGGUAUGGGUACAGGUGGACUACUUUGUGUGCACUUCAUCAUCCAUGUAUGUGUACAAGUGGACUACUUUUUGUGCACUACAUCAUCCAUGUAUGUGUACAGAUGGACUACUUUUUGUGCACUACAUCAUCCAUAUAUGUGUACAAGUGGACUACUUUUUGUGCACAACAUCAUCCAUGUAUGUGUACAAGUGGACUUUUUUGUGCACUACAUCAUCCAUGUAUGUGUACAUAAGAACACCUAUAAGUAAGAGUUUAAGGGAAUUUUUGCAAACAAGUUUUUAACUCAAAUGCAACUUUCACAUGUACAAGUAGCAUCAUUUAUGUACAUGUGUAACUUCACGUACCCAUACACAUACACUUUGUGUUCAGUGCUUCCUCUCUUUUAUUUCUGUGUAUUUUACCAUAUUUGUUGAUCUGCUACCCACAAACUGCUGUUGUCAAUGACAUGUAUGUUUGUAUUGUUUGUAUUUCUGUCUUGAGUGCUUUUGAUCGGUAUUUAGUGUAUUGUUAUAAAUGUUUCUUUUGUUUUUUGUUAACUUAUUGUAUUUUUGACAUUUAUUUAUGGACAUAAAUAUGGUUUUAUGUUAAAUUUUGUGCAUAAUUGAUGUGUUUCGACUGUUUUUAUCUUUUGAAUUUUAUAAUCUUAUUGCUAGCUAUAUAAUUUGUUAAUUAUAGUAACUUACCAUUUUCUUUCUAAACUUUACCCGACUGAUAAAGUUUGUCUUUGACGACUUCUGUACAUGAUGGCUGUAGGGCUGUUUUCAAAAUAUCUCAUUUUGGUUUGCAGUUGUUUUAAUUUUAAUAAAGACAUACUUAUUUUAAAACAAAUUGAAUACAUGUUAAUCAACAGCCUGUAGGCAUAUAACAUUGAGCUAAUUGUUCCGAAGUUUGUUAAAGUUAGAAAAAUAUUAACAAGAUUGUAAACUUUUUAAAGGUGAAAUAUUUUAUGAUGUGCUUUAUAUUUUUAUUAAGAUAACAAGUACAUCUGAAAACCUUUGUCUCAAAUCUUGAAAGAAAUACAAAAGAUCACAAGGGUAUCGAUUAUAUUUCCAGAGCAGUAAGGAUUUGAAAGUUAACAUCAAUGGCGUUAACAACGUUGUUAACUUUGACAAAGUUCUGAACAAUGGGCCCAAUAGGUGCCACAAUAAAAAUGCCUUUGUAACAUUUUAUAUACAUGUAAUUAAGGCUGAACGUUUGGUCAUAUUAUAUACUGGAGUAAAACAGCAGAUAUGUAGUACAAUCUUAAAUAAAAGAUUGUUUUUGCUUAAAAAAAUUCUCACUCAGAUUGUUAAUAUUCACUGCCAGAGUGACUACAGAUUAGAUGUGAUUAAAAUAGAAGAAUGAAAAAUA
Mya arenaria is the source of this 6674-nucleotide messenger RNA. Its product is annotated as methionine-R-sulfoxide reductase B3-like. Gene Ontology annotation, cellular component: cytoplasm. The record is from RefSeq and is a predicted model, not a curated record. NCBI's taxonomy places the organism in Eukaryota, Metazoa, Mollusca, Bivalvia, Myida, Myidae. Gene Ontology annotation, biological process: response to oxidative stress; protein repair. Gene Ontology annotation, molecular function: peptide-methionine (R)-S-oxide reductase activity. The transcript has 5 exons. Bases 105 to 620 code for a protein of 171 amino acids.